Molecule: messenger RNA, 1204 nt
Organism: Drosophila ficusphila
Lineage: Eukaryota; Metazoa; Arthropoda; Insecta; Diptera; Drosophilidae
Product: homeotic protein ocelliless
Biological process (GO): regulation of transcription by RNA polymerase II
Molecular function (GO): DNA-binding transcription factor activity, RNA polymerase II-specific; RNA polymerase II transcription regulatory region sequence-specific DNA binding
Source: RefSeq, a predicted model, not a curated record
GACAGCGAAAAAACUAUUUAAGAAAUCCUUGAAUCAUUAAGUUACAAAUAUUAUGGCUGGUCCAUUUAUAUCGCCACUGCCCGGUGAUCUGCUCACGGAGUAUAUGUUCGGCCGGAGGCGACAGCGCCGGAAUCGAACGACCUUCACGCCCCAGCAACUCCAGGAACUGGAGGCCCUCUUCCAGAAAACUCACUACCCAGAUGUAUUCCUUCGCGAGGAGGUCGCCCUGCGGAUCAGUCUCAGUGAGGCGCGCGUUCAGGUGUGGUUCCAGAAUCGCCGGGCCAAGUGGCGCAAGCAGGCGCGACUGCAGUUGCUGCAGGACGCCUGGCGGAUGCGCUGCCUCAGCCUGGGCACGCCCCCCGUUAUGGGCGGCGGAUCGGGACAGGGCGGAUCUGGGGCUCCGGGCGUUCCGGCCCGACCGCCCAGCCAAACGCCCGAGAACCUCUCGUCCGGCGGCAAGGAUUCCGACAUGUCGGAGGUGAACAAUGGCGCCACUUCCGGUAGCUUCACCAUGAUGCAUCCGGCAUUCCAGCAGCAGCAGCAGCAACAACAACAACAGCAGCAGCAGCAGGGACACCAGCAGGUGCAGCAGGAUCAGGACAAGCUAUCGAAGACGUAUACGGAACUCAAGCUCUACAAGGCACCCACUCACGGCAUGGAUCUGGGCGGAAUGGCCGCCCUUUCCGGACACUCCGACGAGGGAUCCGAUGGCUCCGAUUCCGAGGAGAUCGAUCUCACCUCCGGCGCCUGCAUCGAUUUCUCGCAGAGCAGCAAGCUCCAGCAGCAGCAACAGCAACAACAGCAGCAGCAGCAGCAGGCCAAUCAGGCAGCAGCUGAAGCAAAUGGUGUCCUUUAGACAAGGAUAAUGGCAAGCGAGAGGGCGGGGGUUAUGAAUGCGACAAAGGAUAAGGAAACUGGAUACCCGUAUGGUGUUCGCUCGAACAUUUUGAACAUUUUUAAAGAAUUCCUUUUUUUGCAUAACCUAAUAACCAAAUAAAAUAGGAACAAAUAUAGGAAAGCUCUCAUCCAAUUUUGUUAAAGAUUUAAAAAAAAUAUAUCAAAAGUCGACGAGUCGUAUUCAAACAACCUACAAAACUUUAAAAAUCGAAAUUCAAAUUUCGAGCGAACACUAUACUCAUAAAUAUGGUGGUGUAUAUAAAGGAAAUUUAAUGUGCAUUUUAUUUAAUCAUUUACAUCUGUAUAA